CGAAAUGUUCCUCUGCUGCAAAGCCGACCGUGAUAUCGCAGCCCAGCUUAGUGCAUGAGCUUAGAAAGAUGAAUUCUCUUCUUUUGUUGUCGUUUCUGUGGAGUGUAGUUACAGCAGAUAUCUACUUGCACAAUCCUAGGGGAUGCAACAACCGACUUGAUGAAGCUCGAAGAGAGCGAAACAAUGCAAACAGACUGUUUGACUCUCAGAACAACAAUCGUGGUGGUUACAAUGUUGGAAAGCUGUAUUAUUAUGAAAGUUCAGUCUUGUCUAUUGAGUGGACAAAUCAACAUUCUUGUGCAGACCCAAACAACCACUGUGACAUGAUUUUACAGUACAUGUGCGGUGAUAAUGUACGAAAUGGAAUCACAACACAAACCAUUCCAGAUAAUCCAGCCUUGUGUAAGAAUUAUGACUGCAACAACGAUGUUAGAUUUGGAAUGCAUGAGGACUAUGAUUACUACAUGGAUUGUAAAUACAGGAACAGAAACAAAGGGCUGUUUACUGCUGAUCAGAAACUAAAAAAGGAGUCAGCCAUUUCCACAAGACAAAAUCCAGGAGGAACAAGGCGUGGCUACGAAUGUCCAGAGGAGAGAGAUUAUUACCCAUACUGGCACCCCAGCCCAUGGAAGGACAUUGCCGUGUUAACCAAUAAUAUUUCCAAGUGUGAUAUGUACCAAUCAGAAAGCCAGAAUGUGAAAGAACGCUGGGGCUGUGAAUUGUCCAAAGAGUACCUGACGAAAAUGAAAUGGAGGAAUUAUAAAAUACCAAACAAUGAAGAGGAAUGCAAGGCAAAGAAUGCUACCUGGAAGAAGUUUCCAUCACAUGACCUUCCCCCUCCAGAAUGCCGGGAAUCCGACUGGUCACGUGACAAUCACCUUGGCAACGGAAAGGGAGGCUAUGCCAAUACUUACAACUGGACUUUACCCGAUUUGAGCCACGAAAAUUGUGUCUUACGGAUGAGAUACAACAUUUCCACCGGUGAUUAUGACGGCUGGGAUUCCUCAGUUAAUAGCUCCAUGAACGGCUUAAAACAAUCCAAGCUGGACAUUGGAGAAAAAUACGGCAUGAACAGCACUGUGGCUACUCAGAGAGGUUAUGUCUACAAACAAAACCCUGAAGUCAAACUGUUUCCAUCUUUUGAUCUUAAACUCAGGCUGGCAAUUAAUACUAACCAGUAUGGGCGUGUCUUUCAAGAUAGGUAAGUUCAACUAGAGAUUAAAGGCGUAAAGUAAAGCUUGUUAAAAACUAGUGGCUCGUAAAACCUCUUGGUGGACUAUCUACGAGUAAACAGUGAUGAAAGUCUUACAAAUUAAAUCAGGUUCAAAAAUUGCGAAUAUACUAAAUGGAACGCACUGAAUGCAUGCUAAUUUUAAAAAAAAGAAACAAAAAACGAAGACUUCUUGUUGCCAAUGGUGUAAACACUCAAGAAAGUUUGGGAGAAUUCAGAACAUUACAACUUAACAUGUAAAGCUGAGUUUCAAAUUCUCCCAUGCUGACUGAGGCCCCGUCCACACUACGCCGAAAUUUGAAAA
Messenger RNA from Orbicella faveolata, 1535 nucleotides. Its product is annotated as protein DD3-3-like. The record is from RefSeq and is a predicted model, not a curated record. NCBI's taxonomy places the organism in Eukaryota, Metazoa, Cnidaria, Anthozoa, Scleractinia, Merulinidae.